Messenger RNA from Miscanthus lutarioriparius, 702 nucleotides. NCBI's taxonomy places the organism in Eukaryota, Viridiplantae, Streptophyta, Magnoliopsida, Poales, Poaceae. The record is from the annotation of a GenBank genome assembly.
AUGGCAGAUGCUGGCUACCACUGCUAUGCACCUGACUGGAUCGGAUUUGGGUUCAGUGAAAUGCCACAACCUGGAUAUGGAUUCGACUUUAAAGAGGACGAAUUCCACAAGGCAUUUGAUGAUCUUCUUGGUACUCUAAAUAUCACCGAGCCCUUCUUCUUAGUUGUCCAGGGCUUUCUUGUUGGUUCUUAUGGGCUGACAUGGGCACUGAAUAACUCAAGCAAAGUCCUUAAGUUAGCAAUCCUUAACAGUCCACUUACAGUUUCUUCUCCAGUCCCUGGAUUGUUUCAGCAGCUAAAGUGGCCACUGUUUGGUGAAUUUACUUGUCAAAAUGCUGUUUUGGCUGAGCGUUUCAUUGAAGCAGGUAGCGCAUAUAUGCUGAAAUUGGAAAAGGCUGAUGUAUAUAGGUUACCGUAUCUAUCCAGUGGUGCUCCUGGAUUUGCUUUGCUUGAAGCUGCCAGGAAGAUCGAUUUCCAAGAUGUACUAAGUAGAAUUUCGGCCGGAUUUUCGUCCAACAGUUGGGAAAAACCAAUACUGCUUGCAUGGGGAAUAUCUGACAAGUACUUACCGUUGUCGAUAGCUGAGGAAUUCAAGAAAGCUAAUCCCAGCGUUGUAAAACUAGAGGCGAUAGAAGGAGCUGGUCAUAUGCCACAAGAGGACUGGCCGGAGAAGGUUGUGAAGGCACUGAUAUACUUCCUGUAA